Porites evermanni is the source of this 5880-nucleotide messenger RNA. NCBI's taxonomy places the organism in Eukaryota, Metazoa, Cnidaria, Anthozoa, Scleractinia, Poritidae. The record is from the annotation of a GenBank genome assembly.
AUGGAUAUGGUUGUCAAGAUUAUGCAGGCGGGAGUUCCUACCCAUUUUGAUCUUGAAAAGUACUCUACACCACUGCUUAGGCAUUGGCGUGAGAAAGCCAAAAAGAGAACUGCAAACGAAGCGUUUCUAAAAGCCACGGACGCUUUUGACGAUCUCGAGUUAGCUCCGAGGACAAAACGUGUGGCGAGGCGACCACCGCCUGCGUUAACGAUAUAUGUACGGCGAGAGAAGGAAAAAGCAUACAAUGCAAUAAUGCUGGAAGAGGUAACCGUUGAAAGUUUGAAACUUGCCGUGUCGGAGAAGUACAAUACACCGACAGAUUCAAUCACGAGUUUUGCGCUUCGUGGCAAAGAAGGGUAAGUCAAGUAAACUGUAUUUUGUGCCUUUAGAUGUCAAAGAAAACUAUAUGUUGGGUUGAAAUGUGGAAAGCAGGAAGUCUUUCAAAAAGGAGCGGAUGGAUGAACUGUUGUUCUUUCUCACUGCACUUUCGUACCGCACAAGCAUGAGUAAUGUUUGUUGUCAAUGGUCACUUGUUCCGCUUGCUUCAGAAUCUUCAUAAUAUAGCUAGUCCAAUUUUGUAAUCGUUUAGAAGUUCAGCUUUGUCUGGACCAAAAGCAAAAUCUUAUGAAUUACAGCUGCAGCUUGACAUUUCCUUAAUAUGAUAGUACACUUGCAUCACGCGCGAUAUUAUAACUUUUCUGAUUAUUUUAUUUUCCUUGGUUUCGUUUCGGAAAUAGUUUUUGAUUAUUUUCUUUUUGAACACAAAAGUAGGAGGCUUCUGUAGGCUAUACGUGCAUUUUGCCAUGUUUAGGAAAUGAUAUUUUAUUUGGAGGAACUUGGUCACGUUGUGGUUUGUACGAUCUGCCACGUGCUCUCUUGAUUUACCAGUUCGUAACUGGUUUGAGCUAUACAACCAUAAUCAUACAAGCUAUCGCACUAGACUUACUUUUUCAUUGGCUUUUACAUUUUAUAGAUUUUUGCAGUGUUGUUUUGUCGUUAUUUUCAUUCGUACAACUUAUUAUUUUUGUUUUCGUGCAAGUCCCGUACGUAUUAAAAUAUUAUAUUCUCUUCUGAACUCUUUGAUAGCUUUUGUUGUGAAGCCAAAGUUCAUAUGCUAAUCACGUAGCCAUUGCCCAAUAUUCUCUACAUAUUUCUAAUAAUAAUUCUAUACAUUUAGUAUUGUAGCUUUUAAUAACUUUUGAACUGCAGAUGUGGAUCUCCAUGGUAAUUUAGUAAUGUACAUGCAGAAUUGAACAUAAAACAUGAUUUAUCAUGUGACACCAUCAAAUAGAAAUAAUCUAGAUUUCCUCUGCCUGAAUUUUAGAAAUUUCAACACAUUAUUUUUCAUUCUUGACUUCUCCGAGGUAUGGGGUAUCCUUAAAAUUCAGUCAAUGUCUUGUAACAUAACCAUCACAUCUUACCAACUUAAAAGCAUCUUUCUUUAUUAUUAACUAAAAAGAAUCAAGGGCAAAAAAAUCUUCCUAGUCACAUAAAAAUUAUACGUAAUCUCCAAAGAUAAGGCAAAGAUUCCCCUCAUCUGCUUAAGAAACUUGGCUUUGAGCUGACAGUAAACCACACAUAAAACAGUUGCAUGAUUUCAUGCAUGAUUAUUAAUCUCAUACUGACCACGACUAAUCCUAAAGCAAAAGGAAACUAGAACCAGUUCCAAUCAAGUUGUGUGGGCUUAAAACUGUGCCCGUUAUCAUUAAUUCUUUUUUUUUUAAUAAAUUCAAUAUUUCACAGUUAGUGCAAUAGGAUAUUUAGAUAUUAAUUCAUCUUUUGUGUUUACAGAAUUAAAAUUCUCUGAACUUUGCCCCUGCCAUAGGCUCAUAUUGUUUUGAAGAAAAAUAAUGCAGUUUGUCACAGCCAAUAAUGAUCUGCGCUUGAAGAAAAAUGACCACAAUGUCAUGAAUGUACAAAAGCAGCUUGUGAGCAAGUUGGAUGCUGUGAUAUAUUUGAAUGCACCAUUAACCAUGAAAGUAAAGCUUUUAGUUUUAACAGAUCAAACACAGAUAGUAUGUACUCUGCAUGAUUUGUUGACUUGAACAAGGGUGAGUGAAGCAUUUCCACCAACUAAGACUUAUGCAAAAAUAUUACAAACCAUGACCUUUAAUUGAUACUAAAUUUAUUGUUCUUUAGGUCUUUGGCUAAAAGGUUGGCUUUUUUAAGGAAUUUUAAAAAAAACAUUGCUAUAAGAACUUUUAGGCAAUUUUUUGUUCUUUUUUUCUUCUCAAACACAAGACCAAUAAAAGAGUCACAAGCUAGACUGACAAACUACAGUUAUGUCUUAUGAUUGCAGUGCUGCACAAAGGUUUUCAGAAGUGCUGUCUGUUCAAUACUACCACAAUAUUCCAAGAGCUCAACAAAUAUAUUUGAUUGUUUAUCUCAUAUGUUUAUUAACCAGUUUAAUGUAUUAGAGACUUGGUUGUGUAGACCUGUUGUAAGGACCACAAGAUUCAACCUGGUUGUAAACUCCUUAAUUUUCAACUUGAUUCUGUUAUUUGGUUGAGCCAUUUCCUUGCCAAUGAAAACAGUAUUAAGUAUGUAUCAUGGUCACUAGACUGAAGUUUGUUCACUUGUCUGUGCACAGCUUUCUUUUGAGUUUCACUUUCGUUGUCAAACAAGAUACCAUUGACAAUACUAAUCCUUGUUAUGUAGUUUUAAGUAAGGAAAUGCAAAAAUAGUUCUGUCUGGUUUGCUUCUACUGAUACUUCCUGCUCUUUACAUCGUACCAUUAGUGUUUUUUACUUCUUUCUUUCUGCAAGAGCAUCAUUGUGCUAUGUCAUUGUUGUGUUGUUGACUGCCGUGUUGGAAUGGUUGAAGUGUGUGUUCUGUUUCACCUUAAUUUUUAAGUGUGAUGGUAGCCUUAUUCAUGACAUAGGCUCAUAAAACUGUUGCUCUCUUUGAUUUGAAAACGUCAUAGUAUUUUUUGCAGGAUUUUUCCAAAGUGCUGCAAAUUGGUAGUAACGAGUCCCUACUGUAAAUGCUUGAGCCACUUUGUCUUGAUAGCAAAAGCUAAUAUUGUGAGAUAGAAAACCAGAAUGAUUCUGGUUUUCUAUCUCACAAUAUUAUUAUUGUUGAGUUGGGGAGGUGACUCGAUAAUUUCCAAUUAUUUCACUCGAUUGGUAACUUUGUGUCUAUGUCAUGAGUAAGAGCAGUAUGAGUGUGAGCUGGGGAGUUGCAAACGUUCUCUGUUUUUGUUUAUACUAAUGCAGACUGUAUGGAGUGGCUGCAGAAAUAGAAAGAUCACAGAAGCCCACAUUUUUACAUCAAAACUCCAUGGUGUUAAUUAUUAUGUUAUUAUACGUAUUUGAGGGCUGCUCUUUUUUUCUGUGCAUUCCAAGACUUUUAAGUCAAGUUUUAUGACAACUUAUAGACCAGGAAAUCUGAAAUAAUUGUGGAAAAAUAUUAUUACCCAGACCUCAAAUUCAGAUUGGAUUUUUGAUAUACUAAAUGUGGUCUUUUGUUGUUUUUCUUGCUAAGAGCUUGCUAUGGGUAAUUCAAUAGUGUGUAACUAUUUUUAAGAGUAGAGGUAAUUUAUUUUUAGGCCAUUGUAACAAUAAUGGGUAUAAUGGCAAGAUCAUAUGACCCUGUGACAGCCUACAGUACUUUUGUCACUGAGGAAAAGAGACUGUGAGAUAGAAUGUGAAAUCUGUAGACAUGUUUAAGGGUUCUGUGAAAUUUUGGAUGAUAAAUUACCUUUACGAUUAAUAUUUACAUUUUUUGUUUUUAUUUUAUCUUAGUUUAUAAUGUUGAUGUUGUUUUGAUUUGUAGCUAAUAUUCAGUGUUCGUGAUUAUCGCUGCCCAGUUUGGUACAGUACCCAUAUUGUUAGAUUUGGUUUGUGCAUUUUGAAAUGUUUUGUUAUAUAAUAUCUUUUUGGUUAUUUUGUCUUAAAAACCAAUUCAAAACAAUUCUUGUGAGACUGGACUGUUUGGUUAAGCUGUUUACUUGUUUCUUAGAAACAUGUGGAGUUCUGUAAUUUUUCAAGCAUUCUCUUGCAACAAAAUGGAAAGAAACUCUUGUUUUAUCGUUUUACCGUUGGCAUGCCUUCAUUAAAAAUAAGUUAAUAAAAGAAGGCUGAUAUUUAGGAGUGAAUGUUUCCAUCUAAAGAAAAGAUCUUGGUAGGCUAAGGGAAGCUUGUUUAGUGACACGGAAAGAAAAAAAUUGAAAUGCUUUGAGGUACUUAUUGAAAAUGACUCACAUAAGUAGGUGUUGUACGUUGGUUUAUUGUUUGAAUUUUGCAGCAGCUGAUGUGGGACCAUUGGUAGGGCCUCACAGAUGUCAAGAUGGACUUUAACACACCUACGCAGUUGCAGGGUAGCAUAACAAUUUUAGAAUUACAAAAUAAACCAACAUCUUGUUUCAACUGGAGAUAAUGAAAUCAUUUUUUUUGUUUGUUAAAAUAUGUAUUUAUUUGUUAUUUUGUCAUUAAGCAUGCUUGGGCAGGGUUAAUUUGAGUAAAUGCAACCAUGCCACAACCGCAUUCAUUGAGUUUCUUGUUAGAUCGCAUGUUUUGCAAUUGAAAUAUAAAUAAAUUUUUGUUUCGUUGGGGUGAGGUACAAACCUUGAGCCUUGCUCUGGCGGCUUGGUUGUCUAUUGCUCAAACAAAUACAGUGUGUUUCCCUUGCUUUUACCUUUGUGUUAGUGUGUAGCUGUUGUUUUUCUUAAAUUCUGUAUCAGAUGUUGUUGCAAUAACUGUGAAAUGUCAGUUUCUUGUUUUAUUUCAACAUUUCUGGACUUGAAAGAUGCCAGAAAAAUAAAUCAAUAAAUCAAUAACAAGAAAAGGAAAAAUGUUUCAAAGAAGUUGUGCUAAUGGCUUUGCCUCUAUUUCAUUUGUUAUUGCAAGGACAUGUUGUGGAGUUGUGUGAAAUGGUAGUGUUUGUGUGUGGCGCAUUGUUACGCUGGGGGCAUUCUGACAGUUUCAUUGCAUCUUCCCAAGUCCACAGUGGAACCUCGAUAUAACAAAAGGACCAAGGGACCUACAAAAUGUGCUUGAUAAAGUGAGGUUUUGUUAUAUCGAGGUUCUUUUUCUUACAUUCUGCUCUUUCUGGGGUGAACAAUUUUGCUGUAUCAACAACUUUGUUAUUAGAUAGAGUUUCACUAUACCGAGGUUCCACUGUCUGUAUGUUAUGCAUGUGCAGGGGUCUUGUGGCAAACAUAAAACUAAUAUUUUGGUUUGAUUAAUGAUAAUUUAUUAUUAACAAAAAAGUCUUGCUUCAUACUUUUCCGGCUAGUGUGCUGUUUUGUUACUUGUCCCUGCACUUAUAUACAGCAAAAUGUUGUGGUGCGUAUAUAUGGUUGUUUUCAUAAUGAAAUCAGGUAAAAUAAAUUUACUUCUAGGCUUUCAUUCUACAAGUUAAUUUGACGUUAUUCUGAUAUCAGCAUAUAUAUAUUUUUUCGCACUUUUUGAAAUCUUUUGAAGAUAAUGUAGAUUUUGGAUACUAAGUAUCAGUACUAUCUUCAGUCCAUGUAGAGGUUUUGAGUGCAGGUGGAACUGAAUGAACACAGUUGUUUGAUUUUAAAGCUUUUGUUAAAUACUCCAGAACUCUGAGAUGAGCAAACAUAGAAUUGAAAGUUAAUUCUGUAGAUAUGAAUUUUUGAACACCAUUGUGAUGCAGCCAUAUAUUCACCACUUCUGAAUUUGUAACUGAAUAAGUUCAUUAGGUCAUUAAUGUAUUCCUGACUUGUUUUGACAGUGGAAACCUACUUUUUUGGAUCACCAUCUUAAGCGCUGUUCUCUUUGUUUAUUGUCUUGCAGGACAUCUUCUGAAAUAGAUGACCAAGCUGUAAAGGGCUUUGAUGACGAGGAUACCUUCCUGAUAUUUUUGAACUAUGAUGCUGAGAAAGGAAUUUGCAGCGUAUUAUUAGAAGCAAGCUGA